AAGAGGGAGGUUGAGUUGACAGUGUCACACACUUACACAGGGAAUAUGGAAUAACCGCUUUCCUAUCAGUCGGUACCGAGUGUUUACCGGAGGACUUGAGCCCUGUUCACCGCACCGAGCCCCCGCACUGUCCCGCAGUGUAACCGGGAGGACGCAUCAUCAUUAUAUCACUGUGUGAUACCAAAAGGAUUGGAAAGAAUUGAGCUCGACAAAACUCUGAAUUUUUGCUGCUACCAUCCAGCAGAACCUCUUAUCGUCAAAGCUUUGAAGUUACCUUUGAAAGUCCACGUCUAGGAGCCUCCAACAGAUCUCACUGUCUGACUUGAACCUACUCAGGAGGAAAUGGAGAACUGACCGGAAACCACCAGGCAACAGAAGGCCAACCCCCCCCCCUGUCCACCAGUGUCCAUGGCGGGGCUCAAACGUCAUCACGAUGGGAAGGUCGCCGGGCUGUAUGACCUGGAUAAGACGCUGGGCCGUGGACACUUUGCCGUAGUGAAACUGGCCCGACAUGUAUUCACAGGGGAAAAGGUUGCAGUGAAGGUGAUAGAUAAGACUAAGCUGGACCCGGUGGCGCGGGCACAUCUUUUCCAGGAGGUGCGCUGCAUGAAGAUGGUGCAGCACCCCAACGUGGUGCGCCUCUACGAGGUCAUCGACACGGCAACCAAGCUCUACCUCAUCCUGGAGCUGGGAGACGGAGGAGACAUGUACGACUGCAUCAUGAAGCACGAAGGAGGCCUCACUGAGGAGGUGGCCAAGUGUUACUUCGCCCAAAUUGUCCACGCCAUCUCCUACUGCCACCGGCUGCACGUGGUGCACAGGGACCUGAAGCCGGAGAACGUGGUGUUCUUCGAGAAGCUGGGCGUCGUCAAGCUCACGGACUUCGGCUUCAGCAACCGGUUUCAGCCCGGGAAGACGCUCAACACCUCCUGCGGCUCGCUGGCCUACUCUGCGCCUGAGAUACUGCUGGGGGACGAGUACGACGCUCCUGCUGUGGAUAUCUGGAGUCUGGGGGUGAUCCUGUUCAUGCUGGUCUGCGGUCAGCCCCCCUUCCAGGAGACUAACGACAGCGAGACGCUCACCAUGAUCAUGGACUGCAAAUACACCGUGCCUCCACACAUCUCCCAUGCAUGCAAAGACCUUAUAGCCCGUAUGCUGCAGAGGGAACCCACGAAGAGAGCGACCCUAGAGGAGAUCGGGGCCCACGAGUGGCUUCAAGGAGUCGACCCCUCCCCGGCGACCAAGCUGUCCACGCCUCUGGUGUCCCACCGCAGCCUGUCGGAGGAGGAGCACGGCUCCAUCAUCCAGCGCAUGGUGCUGGGGGCCAUCGCAGACAGAGACACCAUCACCGAGGCUCUGGAGUCGAAUCAGUACAACCACAUCACAGCUACCUACUUCCUGCUGGCUGAGAAGAUGCUGAGGGACAAGCAGGAGAAGGAUCAGCAUAACCAGACACGCUCCCCCAGCCCCAGCAAGGCCCAGUUCAGGCAGUCCUGGCCCACCAGAGUGGAUGUUCACCAGGAUGUCAGCGAUGGCUUGGGGGGUCCAACUAUCUCUCUCCCCGGGGGGCCACAGUCCCCUGCCCGCAGCGCUGAGAGCCUCCACAGAGGCCCCCGGCCCAAAACAGCCCUGCUGGACCUCGGCCAGCGGCCAGCAUUCGGCCAGACCCAGGAGAGGGGGCCCAGGCUUCCGGUGAAGCCCCACAUCAACCCCCUCAGGCUGGGAUCUCUGACCUCAGUGGGCCCUGGCAAAACUCGCAGUCCCAGUCUUUUCAGCGUGGAGGAGGACGAGGAAGAGGACGACAAACCUUCUUCCCUACCUGCUCAGGUGGUUCUUCGUGCUAAAGCUCCCUCGUCUUCUUCUGGUAAUCGGCUGACAUCCCGAAUGAGCGCCCCUGUUCUCAACCAGAUCCACGAGGAGGAUAAAGAGGAGGAAGAGCAGCAGGAGGGGAGGGAGCUGCAUGGAUUCGGCCCGCCCAAACCCAGCCUCAGUCUCAAUCUGAACCCUAGACCACCGUCCCCGACCACGCUCAUAUCAUCGCCGAAAACGGUAACACUAAGAGCACCGGUCGCUGUUUUCACCCCCAGCGCCGAGACUAGUGACGACGAGACAGAGAGUCACCAUGAACUGGAUACGAUGUCUGUAGAUGGAGACGGGGGCGAGAGGGAGGAGAGCAAAGAGGGGGGGGAGAACCGGGAGUCCAGUCCCUCAAACUGCGCCAGUCCUGGGUCCCUGUCGGGUCAAGGCAAGGCCAAAGCAGCCAGCGGUCUGGUGGAGAGCUUGAAGCUGAUGAGCCUGUGUCUGAGCUCUCAGUUCCACAACCUGACGGGGGGAGGAGGGGGGGGCGGGGAGGCGGGGGGGGUUGUUGUUGCUGGGGACACACAGGACCGCCCAAUGUGGAGGAUGUGCAUGGGCGGCUCCACCGGCAGCCUUGAUAAAGUCUCGCUCCUGGGCGGCCCCUCCCCCAGGGGGAACCUGUACCACCAGCAGCCCGCGCUGGGGGACCCGCUGGGGGACCCUCUGCUGGACGGCCCCCACUCGGGCACUCUGAGGCUGGGGGAGCUGGACCUGGCCAGGGAGAACCACAGGAACAUGAAGAACCGCGUGCUGCAGAGGCCUCUGAGCGACAAGACUCUGUCCGUCAACAUCCACCGGGGCCCCAAGGAGGGUCUGCUGUGCACCCCCACCCCCCACAGCUGCUGCCAGGUCAUCUAGAUCUGCUGCACCUCCACACUUAGUCUAGUUGCCAGCACUGUGAACCUGGAAAUGUUUAGUACCGCAAAGAGUUAUGUUAGAAAUGUGAAGUACGGUUCCCCAGCACAUGCUUACUUGCAUAUGUUGGGCAAUUUGCACAAUUAGCAUAGGUCGCCAUGUUUUUAAUUUCGGUGGGCUGAUUUUGACUAUGAGUAGGUUUGCGACCAUUGGAUAUAGAGAGCACAAGAUGAAAAUGACUGUGGACAAUAUUCUUUAAAUAGAUAAGCAAUCUCUCCAAUACAGAUGAUCCCCUAAGACUUCAAAAUCGACCCAAAAUGUAUCAAAACACUCCAUCAGGGGUACAAAUAUGGCCACUUUCCGGUUAAACCUUCAAUAUUUUAUCCUGAACGUGUCAGAAAUUGACUCAGAAUCCUCAAUAACCCCCGAAACCACUCCAAAAUUGUCCAAAUCGGACAAGCCAUAUUUUAACUUUUGUCAACAUAAGCUAUAAUGCUAAUUAACGCAAUUUAUGCUAAUUGUGCAAAUUUGCAAAUCCGGCAGUUUCUAUGUGCUGGGGACCCGUACUUAACAUUUCUAAUAUCAAACUUUGGGGUACUCGACAUUUCCGGGUUCACAAUAGGACCCUAGGAGUUGGCAAAUAGACUAACCCAUCAUUUGAUUCAUACAUGUCACUACUGGCUCAUGAGUUCACGUUUCUUUUGUUGCAUUUCAUGUUGUUUACUAUUAUUUAACACUAACGGUGGAUAACUGGGAUGAAACAGAAAUGCCUACUUUGCACAUUCGGAGACUCAGAGGUUUGCAGAGCAUGUGAAGCACUUUCAGGAGAUUAUACGGGACACUAAAUAAAGGGACAUUUGAACCUGCUGGUAUGUUUUAAAUAAGAGACAUUAAGUUCUGGAAAUAGAUACUGGAGGUGCUCACAUCCCUGCUCUUACACUUGUAUAUACUGUAUGUACACAUCCACACUAUAUCACUCUCUGAUAAGCUGAUCAAAGGGAAAGAUGACGAGUUUUAGUAUCAUGUUACAUGGCGUAUUUUGUUGUACUUUUAUGCGGUUUUGUUUUUAAAUAUUAUUUUUUUUAAUGAUUUUUUGAGACAAUCAUUUUAUCACUUUUUUUAAUUCUGACUGAAAUUCUGUUUUUAAUUGAAAUGAGGACAGAGAAAAAUGGAUAGCAGCACUUAAGAAUGAUGGUGGCACACAGUAUUUUGUAGUCUAUCACUGUUUUAUUUUUCUAUCUCGUACUUGCUCCACAGACUCGGAAGAAAGGAAAAGGCACACUCACUCGUCAAGUCUCUGCGCAGUAACACGUCAGAGUUUGUACAUAUGUGAAUAGCAGUACUCUGUACCUGUAGUAUUGACGGUAACGUUGUAUUUCAGUAGAAACCUGAAUACUAGAUCCUUUAUACACCAUUAACCAUCACUUCUACUGGUUAUACAAGGUUUCCAUUGAACCCACAGAUAGAAAUGUAUUUGAAAAUACAAUUUAAAAUAAAUUAGGAUAUAGGUAAUGGCAGCUCUUUAAAUUCAGAUUACUUCUGGAUAGAAAACCUUGUAUAUCCCGUAGCGUUCCAGGAUCACGGUAGCCACUGUUGUAGCAUAUUCCAAGACUAAAACAACAACGAGGGGUUUUAUUAUAACAAAACAACACCGCCCCUCCAAGUAUCGGUCUGUGUUACUGGAUGUGUGACCCCUAUGUGGAAUAUAUAACUUGACAGUGCAUGUGUUUUUACUGUAGCAACAUUACUUUGAGGUCGAUCCACCUGCGUUAUCUACUGAACUAACAGACUCAAAUGGUCACUUUACUGUAGCCUCACAGCAAUACCAGCGACUGCAAAAUGUACAACAAAAAUGGAUGUGCCAUAAAUUCUGUCUUGAGCAUAUUGUACUGUAUGUAUAUGAUAGAGAUAUAUUAAAAUGAAAAAAUGUGAAUGAAGUCUUGAUUUUUCUUUAAUUCAAGUUGAUGCGCUAUUUUCUUGUACUAAUUUGCAUAUAUAUUA
This is a messenger RNA of Trematomus bernacchii (emerald rockcod), 4713 nucleotides long. RefSeq names its product SNF-related serine/threonine-protein kinase-like. Gene Ontology annotation, biological process: protein phosphorylation; microtubule cytoskeleton organization; intracellular signal transduction. Gene Ontology annotation, molecular function: tau-protein kinase activity; protein serine/threonine kinase activity; ATP binding. The record is from RefSeq and is a predicted model, not a curated record. Gene Ontology annotation, cellular component: cytoplasm. NCBI's taxonomy places the organism in Eukaryota, Metazoa, Chordata, Actinopteri, Perciformes, Nototheniidae.